AUGAUGGUUGUCACAUUCUUUAGGAUGACGCCUCAAAACCUCCUUGAUUUUUAUGCCAGGAAAAUGUCUCACUUUGACAAGGAACAAGAGGAUUUCUUAAAGGAAAUUCAAAGAUUGAAGGUACUGAUUGACAAGCAGUUUGAUUUGGAGGAUCGAUUGCAGCAAAGAGAGAACGAGAUAUCUCAGCUUCAGGACUCACUCAGUGAUGUUCAGCUCAUGUUAUAUGAAGAGAGAGAACAUGGUUUGAAACUUCAAGCUGAGAAUGACAAAUUCCAGAUUCAGGCCUUGGAAAGCAGAAAAAAGAUAGAUUUCUUGCUUGCUCUGAGUGGGAAGACAGAAGAGGAAGUAACAUAUAUCAUGACAAAACCUCCCCAAAGUCUUGUCUGGAAAAACAAGAAUGGAAGAGCCAGGAAGGCAGAGUCUGAGAGUCAAGGAUUGUGUGGUACAGCCACUGUCAGGGGUGAGAGGAGAGAUACUGAAGAUGUCCAGUCUUUGAAACUCAUGAUGGAAAGUCUCAGGACGCAACUGACCUCUCAUGCACAUCUCUGUCGGGAACAUAAGGCUGCUUUUGAGGCUGAGCGUCAUGUGCUGAGGCAAGAAAAGGAGGUAGUAAUUCAGAGGAACACUCAGGAAGUCCGUAGGCUAUCCCAACAGGUGAAGGAAAUAGAGGAGGUCCUGCAAGGAAAGUUGGAGCAGAUAUUAGGCUUGCAGAAGAAAGUGAGACAUCUGGAAGGCCAACUGGCAUCUCAUCAUGAUUCUGUUCCACCAUCAUCCUUAUUGGGACAAAGUGCAACUCUCCCAUCUCGUUCAAGGAGUCAUCAUAACCUAGCUGAUCAAAGUGGAAAUAUGCAGAAGCAAAUCAAUGAUUUGAAGGCCAAACUUCAAGAAGCAAGAAGUCAGGCAGAGAAUUAUAAAUCGCAAGUGCUCAGCUUGGAAGCUCAACUCUGCCAAGAAAGAGAAAAUAUGUUAUCUCUUCAGGAAUCUCAUCAGGUUCGAAGCAAAGCAAUGAAGGAAGAGGUGACAUUAUUGAGGAAGAAGUAUGAGGAGUUGGAUAGACGAAGACGUCUAGAAUCUGAAGGCUUCCGUAGAGACAUUGCAGAUCUGCGUAAGCAGUUGGUGAAAGUAGAAAGUCAGUUAGUCAAGGCAAUUGUGGUUGGGGCAGCUGAUGUUGACAGGGAAGACCAUGCCAUCCAAGCUCUUUUGGCUUCAGCUCAAAGAGCUCGCCAACUUCAAGCCCAAAUCCUUAGAGCUGUCACGAUAGCAGUUUUCAAAACAUCGAUGCAUCGACCUGAACUAUCGAUAGUGUAUCGAUGCAUCGGGUGGGGGCGGGAGGAUUCCAUCUUUUCUCACCGCGAUCAGAGGGCGGACCUCUAUCCGGCUUCUAUUAUCUCACGUUGUGGCAGAAAAAGUAAUCUGGCCAAGUCUGGUGGAAGGACGGGAAAAGCACGAUCUCAUAUCCUUGGACGGAAAGCCGCAUGCUGUCUAGGGAAGUUGGAAUACCGCCGUGGAAGUAUAUGA
Messenger RNA from Darwinula stevensoni, 1518 nucleotides. The record is from the annotation of a GenBank genome assembly. Lineage: Eukaryota; Metazoa; Arthropoda; Ostracoda; Podocopida; Darwinulidae.